AUCUUUCCUGAGCCGGCUGAAAGCAGGUGGAUGUUUGAGAACACACUUGUUUAUCCUGCGGUGGCGAGGCUUGAUGACAGUGCUCCUGUGGAACUCGAUCAGUUUUAUGACGAGCUUUCACCAUCGUCAAAACUCCUUUCAAAGGUCACGCAGGUAGAGCUGCAAAACUAAACCGAGACUGGGAUUGUUGCAGGGAGAGAAACUGAACUAUAGCUACAUCUUCCAAGGAGAGUUUCUGAUACUUUUAUUUUGGGGAGUCGCUGGUAAAGUCCAAGUCCUGGGUGUCACUCACAGGAAUAAUGUUACAUUUCAGAACAGCAGCAACGUGCACCAUCGCUGAAUCACCGGAGCCUGUUCGAAGGAGUAACAUCCGAAGGGUCCGGCUGACACUGCACAGUGAUGGCAACUCGGCCUCGACAAGAGAUGAAACCAAAAGGAGGGGGAAAGCAGAAACGGAGGACAAAACGAGUGCAGGAAACCGCCAGAAAAACAAUGCAUUAUUCCAAACUGAAAAUGACAGCGCACAAUCGUUAAAACUGCAUCUUUCCAAUGGCUUGGGUUCAGAGACAUCUCCUCACAGGCGGAUGUACGGAGUGGUAAAGAGAGCAGAUGCAAAUAAGGCCGAGGUGGUUGUGUAUGAAUGGUCAGUUAACCAGCUUAAAGAGGAAAUGAGCUACAUUAAGGAGGUGAGGCAUUCGUUGGAGAAAGUCAGACAACAAAUGUUUGGUGAGUUUAAUGGAAUGAAGAAGAAAUUACAAGAACUCUCAAAUGAAGUAAAGGCAUCGGAGGCACGGCAGGAAUCACUACAGAAGGAGGUGAGGAGCAAUACUGCAGCCCUCGAGCAGUGCAGCCAGACGAAUAACUCACUGACAGCUCUGAAGGUUGACAUGCAGAGAUCUUUCCUCGAUUCGACAGUGACUGCCAACAAGAGGAGGGAGGAAAUGGAAGCACUCCGCAGGAACUAUCUCAAAUCACUGGAGGAAAUGAAAGAGAAGGAUCAGCAGAUUGAGAAUGCACAAGCUGAAAAUCAGAUUCUCAAACUCAAGAUAGAAUCUUCUCAGGAAGCCAAUGCCAGUGCAAUGCGGGAUAUGACCAGGAAGCUCUUUGAUCAAUAUGAAGCAAAACUGAAAGAGGCCAAACAACAGCACCAAGCUGAAAUGGAGGCUAUUCAGGCCCGAAUAAACCAGGCUGUCCAGGAACUGGAAGAAGCCAAUAAGAAGGCUGCAGCAGCGGAACAGCAAUUAGCAGAAAGGGACCAGAGGAUUCAAGAGCUGGACCAAUUCAUUUCUCGAAUGGAGAAGGAGCGUCACCUCUUACAGCAGAGGCUACAACAACAAGAGAGGCAGCUCUGGCAGCUUCAACAGAGGGAUGAAACAGAUUCAGGAAACCUCAGAAGGUCCCAGAAACUGGAGGAGGAAGCUGCCAGUCUGAGGGAAAGAAUUCAGCACCUGGACAACAUGGUACACUGUCAACAGAGAAAAGUCAAGCAAAUGAUUGAAGAGAUAGAAAUCCUGAAGAGUAAAAUUGAACAGAAAGAUGUGACAAUUGAGGACUUAAUGGAAAGGAUUUCAUUUUUGGAAGCUGAGAAUAAAGAACUUCAGGACAAACUGGACUAUAUGAUGUCUUUGGGUCAACAUAAAACAGUGGAAACCAGUGAACAAGCAGUUUCAUGUGAUAUUCCCCUCAGGAUUACUCCGGUAAAAGGCAAGCAACAUGUGACCACUCCAUAUUUGAGGUUGAUGGAAUUAAGUGAACAGAGACAGACACACUGAAUGUGUUGCCUUUUUACAUUAUCCAUGUGAGUGGAGCUGCCCGACAGACACGCCUUUGGGCACUGAGGAGCUGGUGCUACUUUGAGCUGGUUCAACAUGAAUGUGAUUUCUUUACCAGUAAAGUGCAAUACCAUUUAAAUUAAAGGAUAAAAAGCCUCUAUACAAAUCAAUUAACUUCAGGCAGUCUCUAUUUUACAAGUGAGUUAAGUAAAAGAAAAACAGUAUUUAUUAUUGAUGUAUAUAUUUUGUAUUAUAAUGUGUUAUGCUUAUUUAGGAACUGUGUUAAUCUUAUAAAUAUGUAUAGAGAGAGCAUGAUAUUUAAUGAGAAAAAAGCAUAAAAUGAUCUUACAAAAUUAUUCUCCAGAUAUUGAUGUCCUAUAAAUAUGUACAGAUAAAUAAAGGAAGUUAAUGCCAUGUAAGCUACUGCACAUUGUCCAAUACUACAAUUAAAUGUGAUUAUCACAGCUAUGCCAGAGGACACUCCCCUCGUUCCUAUUAUAACUGAAUAUUAUAUAAUAUAUGAGCUUACAUUCUUCUUAGGGCCAUGAUAUGUAUGACUUAUUGUGCUGAAUUGUAAUUUCUACUGAAAUCUUUAUUAAUGGAAUAGAAAUGAAUUAGGUCAAUUUUGGGCCCAAGCAACGUCUUGAAAACUGGUUAAUUUGAAAUUUCAUAAUUUGCAUUCUGUCCAACAGCAGGGUAAGCAGAGAGGAGGAACCUAGAAAGGAGCAAGAAUGAAGUUUUGAUGGUCCAAAAUAUUUCAAAAUGCAGCUUUUGUGUAAAUAGUUGAGUGACUGAGCCCUGAAAUUCCUCCCUUCUUGGCUAGCAGCUCAAUUUGCUGAAGCAGGGGAUUUGGAGUUUAGGGAAGGGAAUACACUGAGUGUCAAGCCUUUUUCUGCUUGUACUAUAUUCCACUGGAUAUAGGAAGAGACUGUUAACUGUAACGGAGGUUGGACCCAUGACCAGCUGCCACCAACAGUAAAUAGGUUACAUUGAUACCCCAAACUGGCAUGUUACAGUUAAAAUAGACAUUUCUCAAUUCAGAUUAUAACAGGCUGGCAGUUUUCUUCAGAAUGGAUCAUGUAAAACAACACAGUUGUAUCAGUUUUGGAAGAAACCAAAUCCUGUGCAUGUUAUUCCAGUUUGUGUGCUGAUGUCACACUGCAUGCUUCAUUGGUCUGAUAGCAAAUUCUACAGCUGUAGAACAGUUAAUGAAAAUAAGGAAAUCUUUCCACCCUUCAUGUUGUUAUAUUUUCCAAAAAACAGGUGGACUAGCUGUUAAUGAAGGGUGGAAAACUCAACACAUUUACAUGUUGUAUAGGCAUCCAUUUCAUUGAUGAACACAUGCAGAAACUUCCCACCAAAUUCCUGAUGAAUCAGUACUAAUUAGGCAGCAAGAACAGGUGCACAUUAAAAUUUCCCACAAGCCGCUAAUAAAUCUGCAUUAAUUAACUGGUAGGAGUGAGGAUAGAUUCAUUCAAAGCAGUGGCAGGAGUUGGACAGAGUUUUCUCAUGAGAUUUUUGAUAACUUGGGGCCAUCGAGUUGGGCCAAUUUGCGAAACUACACUACAAACUUGCAAAUGCUGCUCAGGAUUUCAGAUGCCGGUUGGGACCUUGGAUCGCGAGGCUUUCUGGUCCCUGACUCCAGUCUGAUGGCAACAUGUAUAUGCAAGGCUAUUUCCGGGCACAAGUGUUAGAACUGGGCAAGAGUUGUGUAAGUGAGGAAAAGAGAAGCAAUCUGGGAGCCAGUCCCAUUUAAGGGCAAGGAGCAGAAAUGGCUGUAGGUGCUGUUUGUUAAGGUUAUAGAGGAUGAGGCCACAGCUGUGGUAAAGAAGGGCAUCCACCUGAUCACCUCACCCCCAGGUUUGAUUAACCCUUCAGGCCAUGCUGGGGGGUUUAACCACUUGCAGGAGCAUUUCCAGUUCCUGCCAUUUUUGGAGCACGAUCUUCCAACUUUGUCUUGAUCCGCACUAUGUCUUUCUUGUCCAGUGAUCCUCUGCAAUUUGCUGCUGCUGCUCAUUCCUCUUUCCUCCCACAGGCACCGAGGAUUGUCUCACUUUCUGUCUUACUUGCUGGGGGCUGCUGUAAGCCUUUGGGCUGAUGCUGACUAUAGUCCCUACACUGGAGCCACCUCUUCCUUCAUGUGGGUUACUAAUGUCACAUCAAUCCUGAACCCCCAUUCAGUCAAAGAUCAGACAGUGCCUCUGGAGAGAGCUGGUAAUGAGC
This is a messenger RNA of Chiloscyllium plagiosum (whitespotted bambooshark), 3995 nucleotides long. Its product is annotated as myocardial zonula adherens protein-like. Gene Ontology annotation, cellular component: intracellular anatomical structure; I band. The record is from RefSeq and is a predicted model, not a curated record. Lineage: Eukaryota; Metazoa; Chordata; Chondrichthyes; Orectolobiformes; Hemiscylliidae. Gene Ontology annotation, biological process: intracellular signal transduction.